CUCUUUCUCUAUUGAAUAAUUUCUUGGUUGAGUUGAGUUUCUCUCACUAGAAGUUAUUUUAUUUUAUAAGUAUUAAUAGUAGUUGUAGUAAUAUAAAUGUAGCAAGGGAAGCAAGAUGGCAGCUUUGUUUUGUCAUGGCCGUUUGUGAAUUCUCUCCUAAGCAAAAACAAAAGUAUUCUCUUUCACACCUUUCAAUUUUCAAUCUCAUAAAAACAAACAUGAAAGAAUAAUCUAGGGUUUAACAACCAACAUCAACUCCAACAAGAAAUUCCUGUUGGGUUGAUCCUGUGGAUGUUUCUUUUUAUUGUUUAAAGAUCUAUUGUUUUCGGGGUACUAUGGAGGAGGUUGAAGAAGCUAACAAAGCAGCAAUAGAGAGCUCUCAUAGAGUUUUAAGUAUCUUGUCUCAGCCUCAAGAUGAGGUUAGCUAUAGACAUUUAAUGGCUGAAACUGGGGAAGCUGUUUUUAGGUUCAAAAGAGUAGUUUCCCUUUUGAACUCUGGUUUGGGACAUGCAAGGGUGAGGAAGUUAAGGAAACUGCAAGCCCCUUUUCCUCAGAGCACCCUUUUGGAUACUCCACACUGUAAUUCCUCAGCCUCAGAUUAUCCAUCCAAGAAUCUGCACCUUGGUUGCCAUGAAAGCUCGGUUCAAGAACUGACUUCACACGCUAAGAAAUCUCUAUAUUUAGGGAACCCAUCUUUGGAAUUGAGUUCCAAUGGGAAACACCCUCUUCAACUCUCUCAAAAGGCGUCGUUGGGCCACUAUCAUUUCCUCCAAAAACAACACCAAAUGAAACAACAGGCUGAAAUGAUGUUUAGGAAGAGCAAUAGUAGUGGGAUGAACUUGAAUUUCGAUAGCUCUAGCUGCACACCAACCAUGUCAUCAACCAGGUCUUUCCUCUCUUCGUUGAGUAUGGAUGGAAGUGUAACUAACUUGAGCGGCGGUGGGAGUGCCGCCUUCCAUUUAAUUGGUGCACAUCGUUCUUCAGAUCAAAGUUCCCAACAGAAGAAGUGUUAUGGUAAGGCAGAAGAUGGGAGUGUCAAAUGUGGCACUAGUGGUAGAUGCCACUGUUCAAAAAAGAGGAAACAUAGAGUGAAGAGGUCAAUCAAGGUGCCUGCUAUCAGUAACAAGCUUGCUGACAUUCCUCCAGAUGAUUAUUCAUGGAGGAAAUACGGGCAGAAGCCAAUCAAGGGCUCUCCUCACCCUAGGGGAUAUUAUAAAUGUAGCAGUAUAAGAGGUUGCCCUGCAAGGAAGCAUGUGGAGAGGUGCUUAGAAGAACCAUCCAUGCUUAUUGUUACCUAUGAAGGUGAGCAUAACCACCCAAGAUUACCAUCACAGUCUACAACAUAGGAAAUCUCACUCUGCCUAAGAUUGGUUGGCUAGUUGCCUUUGCUUGUUCCUUUACAUAUUUUGCAUGGAUAUACAUAUGGGAGCAAUUUCUUUUUCAUUUUGCUUUCCUGUUUUGUUUGCCUAGUGCUGGACCAAAAGAAAAUUGUAGAAAAAAAUUGGGGUUUAAAUUGAAAGAAAUAGGGUUUGAUGAUUCAAGGGAAA
This is a messenger RNA of Gossypium raimondii (Peruvian cotton), 1547 nucleotides long. Its product is annotated as probable WRKY transcription factor 21. Gene Ontology annotation, molecular function: sequence-specific DNA binding; DNA-binding transcription factor activity. The transcript is spliced from 4 exons. The record is from RefSeq and is a predicted model, not a curated record. Lineage: Eukaryota; Viridiplantae; Streptophyta; Magnoliopsida; Malvales; Malvaceae. The coding region runs from base 336 to 1346 and encodes 336 amino acids. Gene Ontology annotation, biological process: regulation of DNA-templated transcription.